Entamoeba dispar SAW760 is the source of this 435-nucleotide messenger RNA. Its product is annotated as 40S ribosomal protein S15, putative. Gene Ontology annotation, cellular component: cytosolic small ribosomal subunit; ribosome. Gene Ontology annotation, molecular function: structural constituent of ribosome; RNA binding. Gene Ontology annotation, biological process: translation; ribosomal small subunit assembly. Lineage: Eukaryota; Evosea; Mastigamoebida; Endamoebidae. The record is from RefSeq and is a predicted model, not a curated record. The transcript has a single exon. Bases 1 to 435 code for a protein of 144 amino acids.
AUGUCUGAGGUCGUUGCUAAGAAAAGAACUUUCAAGAAAUUUGAAUUACAAGGAAAAUCACUUGAAGAAAUCACUGCCAUGCCAGAAGCUGAUUUUGUCAAGAUGUUAGAUGCUAGAGCUAGAAGAUCAUACAGAAGAUCACCAAAAUUAAAACAUGAAAGACUUGUUAAGAAACUCCUCAAAAUUAAGAAGGCUACUAAAGAAGGUGAAAAACCAAAACUCGUUAAAACUCAUUGCAGAGAUAAAAUCAUUCUUCCAAAUAUGAUUGGUUCAGUUAUUGGUGUUUACAAUGGUAAAUCCUUCACCACUGUCGAAAUUAAACCAGAAAUGCUUGGACAUUAUCUUGGAGAAUUUUCAAUUACUUACAAACCAGUUACUCAUGGUAGACCAGGUGUAGGAGCUACUCAUUCUUCCAAAUUUGUCCCAUUGAAAUAA